AUGUCGACCGCAGUGGCAACCAGCACCUCUGGCUCGCUCAUCCAGCCGCCCAGCGCGGCCGCCGGCGUAUCCUCACCCGCGCUCGGCAUCCAGUCCUUCUACCAGUCCAAGAUCCAGUCCUACGAACUCCUGAUCAACGAAAAGACACAGAACCUCCGCCGCCUCGAGGCCCAGAGGAAUACCCUCAAUGCCCGCGUCCGCCUGCUCAGAGAGGAGCUCCAGCUGCUCCAGGAGCCGGGCAGCUACGUCGGAGAGGUCGUCAAGGUCAUGGGAAAGAAAAAGGUCCUCGUAAAGGUGCAGCCCGAGGGCAAGUACGUCGUCGACGUCGCACCGGACAUCAACAUCUCGACCCUCACCCCCUCGCUCCGCGUCGCACUCCGCUCCGACUCGUACACCCUCCACAAGGUCCUCCCCAACAAGAUCGACCCACUCGUCUCGCUCAUGAUGGUCGAAAAGGUGCCCGACUCGACCUACGAAAUGGUCGGUGGCCUCGACCGCCAGAUCAAGGAGAUCAAGGAGGUCAUUGAACUGCCCGUAAAACACCCAGAGCUCUUCGAGGCGCUGGGCAUCGCGCAGCCCAAGGGCGUGCUCCUCUACGGGCCCCCGGGAACCGGAAAGACGCUGCUGGCGAGGGCGGUGGCGCACCACACCGACUGCCGCUUUAUCAGAGUCAGCGGAAGCGAGCUGGUGCAGAAGUACAUCGGCGAAGGCAGCCGGAUGGUGCGCGAGCUCUUCGUCAUGGCGCGCGAGCACGCGCCCUCGAUCAUCUUUAUGGACGAGAUCGACAGCAUCGGAUCGAGCAGAGGCGACAAGGGCUCCGGCGGCGGCGACUCCGAGGUGCAGCGCACCAUGCUCGAGCUCCUCAACCAGCUCGACGGCUUCGAGGGCACCAAGAACAUCAAGGUCAUUAUGGCGACGAACCGAAUCGAUAUCCUCGACUCGGCGCUGCUGCGACCGGGCCGCAUCGACCGCAAGAUCGAGUUCCCGCCGCCGGGUCCCGAGGCGCGCGUCUCGAUCCUGCGCAUCCACUCACGCAAGAUGUCGCUGCAGCGUGGCAUCAACCUGCGCGCCCUGGCGGAAAAGAUGGGCCAGUGCAGCGGCGCCGAGGUGCGCGGCAUCUGCACCGAGGCGGGCAUGUACGCGCUGCGCGAGCGGAGGCAGCACGUGUCGCACGAGGACUUUGAGCUGGCCGUCGCCAAGGUGCUGCGCGCCCAGAACUCGGCAGAGACGUCGGUCAACAAGCUCUUUACCUAG
Messenger RNA from Pseudozyma flocculosa PF-1, 1254 nucleotides. RefSeq lists its product as uncharacterized. The transcript has 2 exons. The coding region runs from base 1 to 1254 and encodes 417 amino acids. Lineage: Eukaryota; Fungi; Basidiomycota; Ustilaginomycetes; Ustilaginales; Ustilaginaceae. The record is from RefSeq and is a predicted model, not a curated record. Gene Ontology annotation, cellular component: proteasome regulatory particle, base subcomplex. Gene Ontology annotation, biological process: proteasome-mediated ubiquitin-dependent protein catabolic process. Gene Ontology annotation, molecular function: ATP hydrolysis activity; ATP binding; proteasome-activating activity.